This is a messenger RNA of Nycticebus coucang (slow loris), 2945 nucleotides long. It is a transcript of the gene M6PR, whose product is annotated as mannose-6-phosphate receptor, cation dependent. The record is from RefSeq and is a predicted model, not a curated record. Gene Ontology annotation, cellular component: trans-Golgi network; Golgi apparatus; endosome. Bases 635 to 1477 code for a protein of 280 amino acids. Gene Ontology annotation, molecular function: protein domain specific binding. Gene Ontology annotation, biological process: protein targeting to lysosome. The transcript has 8 exons. NCBI's taxonomy places the organism in Eukaryota, Metazoa, Chordata, Mammalia, Primates, Lorisidae.
GUAGAAAGGCGACCAGAGAAGGCAAAACUAAACUGACAGUCUCAACAUAGUGAUUGGAUUUGCGGGAACAAGGGCGCAGAUAAAGUUCCUGAGAUACUGGCCAAUCGGCGUUCAAGACUGUCUGGGAGACCGGGAAGGGGACGAAAGGGUUCUCUGGUCACAUGCCGAGUGGUCUAGUGGGAGGAGCAGUUGCCCAGCGGCCUCUCGGUGCUUCCUGUUUCCGGUUCCCGGAGUGGAGCACAGCGAGGCGCCGGGGGAGGGCUGGCCGCUGAUUACGAGCUCUGGGACCGGGGUCUGCGGCUGGCCCAUCGCUGGCCCGGUCUCCCAGCCCCAGACAGAUACCCCCGGGGGGAUUCUGAGCUUUGGCUACUCCGUUUGCCCCCGACACGGAGCUUCCGCUCUUGGGACAUAGAGCUACUUCUCUGAGGCUACUUCUCUCUUGAGUUUUUUCAACGUCGGGCCUUUUAGCCAAUUGGGGCUGCUCUUCGAAAAGUGUAGGCUGCUGGAGAAAAGGAUAAGGGCUCCUACAUCAGAAAUGAGCCAGCGGGAAGAGAGGAGAGAUUCCAUUGAAAAAUGGAAAAUGACCAUGACUAGUCUUGAGUCUUGAUGGGGAAGUGAGUGCUACAGAGCCCCAAUGGUGAUGUUCCCCUUCCACAGCUGCUGGAGGAUUAGACUCCUAAUGCUACUACUUCUGGCUGUGGCAGUGAAAGACUCCUGGCAGACAGAAGAAAAAACUUGUGACCUGGUAGGAGAAAAGGGUAAAGAGUCAGAAAAAGAGUUGGCUCUGGUGAAGAGGCUGCAACCACUGUUUAACAAAAGCUUUGAAAGCACUGUGGGCCAGGGCUCUGACACAUACCUGUAUAUAUUCAAGGUAUGCCGGGAAGCUGGCAACCACACUUCUGGAGCAGGCCUGGUACAGAUCAACAAAAGUAAUGGGAAGGAGACAGUGGUUGGGAGACUCAACGAGACUCACAUCUUCAAUGGAAGUAAUUGGAUCAUGCUGAUCUAUAAAGGGGGUGAUGAAUAUGACAACCACUGUGGCAAGGAGCAGCGUCGUGCAGUGGUGAUGAUCUCCUGCAAUCGACACACCCUAGCGGACAAUUUUAACCCUGUGUCUGAAGAGCGAGGCAAAGUCCAAGAUUGUUUCUACCUUUUUGAGAUGGAUAGCAGCCUGGCCUGUUCUCCAGAGAUUGCCCAUCUCAGUGUGGGUUCUAUCUUACUUGUCACGUUUGCAUCCCUAGUAGCUGUCUAUAUCAUUGGGGGAUUCCUAUACCAGAGACUGGUGGUGGGUGCCAAGGGAAUGGAGCAGUUUCCCCACUUAGCCUUCUGGCAGGAUCUUGGCAACUUGGUAGCAGAUGGUUGUGACUUUGUAUGCCGUUCUAAACCCCGAAGUGUGCCUGCAGCCUAUCGUGGUGUGGGGGAUGACCAGCUGGGGGAGGAGUCAGAAGAAAGAGAUGACCAUUUAUUACCAAUGUGAUUGCACUUUAAAUGUCCAGCCUUUUCUUCUGUCCCCCAAACCAAAGCAUACUCAGCCAGAUUUCUCAAACAGUCCGUACUCAGGCCUCUCAUCUCACCCUUACUAUUGCUCUUGCUUUCCAGUUUGCUUUUGACUUGUAUCCUUUUCUCACUAGUAGAACUCCCUUCCCUUGGUUCCCUAUUUUCUGUUUUUCUCUCCCUAGAGGUACAGUUAUGAGACUCAUAUACUAGAGCCUAUGAAAACAGAGGGUAUUGCACUCUUGGUAUCAGAAGGUACAAGUAAAAUAGGUAUAAUGGGCAAAAGGGUGCAGCAGGCUUCCUGGCCCUUUGUUUUUUUAACACAUUUUCACAAGUUUUUGAGACACUGGAUUUCUUUAAUUAAAACAAAAAGGCAAAGAAGUAUUAUUUAUACAGGUUUGAUUGCUUUCAUGUUAUUACUCUGCACCCUACAGUAGUCUCCAUGAGAAUCUGGUAAAUUUCUUGCUGCUUGGAAUUACUUUGCAGUGAUUACUUGGUUAUAAUCCAUGUACUCCCAUUUGUUCUGAGCCUGAAGAUAUUUUAGACUUGCUUCUCCCACCUCUGGGAUUAGGAAAGGAAAAGUGUGAAAUAUCCCAACUACAGGAUUACUAGAUACCAUCACAUCACUUGUUGGCAUUGGAGUAACUUUAUCGCUGGACUUGGGGCCCUGCAUUGUAGGCUUGUGGUUAACAUUCCACAGAGCCAAAAUGCCUACUCCAGUUUAUUAGAGAAGUUGAACUGACCUCCUUUGCUAACGGAGUUCCGGAAAAGAGAAGUCUAUUUACUAUGCAGUGAUGGCAUCUUCUUGAUUUUUUUUUUUUUUUCUCUCAUUUGUAGUAAAAGCUGGCAAAAUUUUCUUAUUCCCAUUUCCUGCUACCAGCAUUUCUAAACAUGUUGCACUUUCUUCGCAGGCAUGUGGUUUUAGUUUUUUGGGGUUUUUUUUAAUCUUCUGGAAAGGGAAUGGAAGCAGAUGUGGGACAUCUAGAGUUUUGCUGUUCUCUGCUUUGGGUGUGGAAUGCUGCUGCACCUGUCCCUUCUGCUGGCUCAGGGAAGUAUCUUCUUGCCCACAUUUCUGUGGAGAAAGGUUUUUAAUCCUCUGAUGCUUCCAUCUUUCUGUUUAGGCCAUGUGCCCAGAAACCUGGGCUGAUCUUUCUGUGAUAGUGAACCCCUGGGCCACUGAAGAGUAACAUGGCUCCACUGGACACAAAAGAGGGAUGGAAAAAAUAGACAGGGGGCCCUUUAUAAGCCUUCAGAGAAGAAAAUGAAAUUAUUUCAUCUUUGGACUUUACUAUUGGAAUGAUUUUUCUUCUUUCUAAACAGGGAAAAUGUUAUAAAAGCAUCUUUUUUGUUAUUUCUUGCAUCUCUCCCCCAACACCCUGGUGUUUUAAAGUGAAAACAAAAGAACACCACUUUUUGUACAAAAACACUUAAUGAUUAAAAAAGAAACAAAA